This is a messenger RNA of Striga asiatica, 366 nucleotides long. The record is from the annotation of a GenBank genome assembly. NCBI's taxonomy places the organism in Eukaryota, Viridiplantae, Streptophyta, Magnoliopsida, Lamiales, Orobanchaceae.
AUGGAGAGCAAUAUUCUCUCGAUGGAGAGCUUUCUUCCUUCCCCACCUGAGCAAUGUAGGGCUAAUCCUGAAGUGGAAGAGCAGGAGGUUGGUAAUCCAAAUGCCCCGUGGGCUACUCCUCAAUCUAAAGCUCUAGUGAUUUCUAAUGGGGUGGAGGACAAUGAGCAUUGGCCUCUAGUGCAAAUGGAAACUGAAGAAGUCCAACAGAUCCAGGAACACCAAGAGAUGAACUCAAUAUUACCAGACUUGCCAGAGACUCAGGAACAGAGAUCAACUAAGUACUUGGGACUACCCCUUGGCAUUGGGAGAUCAAAGAAGGAGUCUUUUGAUUUUGUGAGCCUAUGUGUAGAGGCUUCUCCUUGUUGA